AUGGUCAUCACAUCUUCAUUACCAUUAUCACACAAAAAAGAAACAGUCAAUGAACGUGAUGAACAUGUACUCAUUACAGAAUAUUUAAUAUCUACAAAUAAAACAAAGAAUGAAACUAAAGAAGACGAACAUAGUAUUAUUGCUGUUAGUCCAAAUGAUCAUCGAUGGUAUCGAUUAAUCGAAUUACGUAAUGGUUUGCGUUGUAUGUUAAUAACAAAUAAUUCAUAUGAAGAUGCAGAUGAUGAUGACGAUGAGAGAAGCAAUCAAUAUGAUACAGAUGAUAAAUUACUCUCUUCAGAUGCAGAUGAAGCAUUUUUCAAAUAUCAUAUGGCCACUGUAGCAUUAUAUAUUCCAGCUGGUUCUCUUCUAGAUCCUUCAAAUUUCCAAGGUCUUGCUCAUUUAACUGAACAUUUACUUUUUUCUAGUUCAUCUAAAUACCCUGAAAUGAAUUGUCUUGAUACAUUUAUUUCAUAUCAUGGUGGAACCAUUCAUGCAUAUACAGAACUUGAAUUUACAGUUAUUGUUAUUGAAAUUUCAUCGAAUCGUAUUGUUGAAACACUUGAUAUUCUUAUACAUUCACUCAUUGAUCCUCUUAUGUCACCUGAAACAAUACAUGAUCAAAUUCAACUUAUUGACGAUGAAUGUACAAUUGCACAAUUUGAUGAUCAUUAUCGAGCAUCACGUCUACUUGCAUAUUUAGCUAAAGAAAAUCAUCCAAUAAGAAAUUUUUCUUGGGGAAAUAAAAAGAGUUUAAAAGAAUUUAUUGCAAAUAACAAUAGUUCUACAAUUUUAAAACAAUUUGUUAGAGAUCGAUAUUGUGUUCCAGAAGGAAUGAAUCUUGUUAUGAUAUCAAAUGAAUCAUUCCGAAUAAUGCAACAACGUAUUGAACGAUUAUUUUGUUUAAUGAAACGCAGUUUUAAAACUUUACCUGAUUAUAUAGGUUUAAAGGAACCAUGGAAUACAGAUGAUUUUAAAAAAUUUCAUCUUGGUACGUAUGAUUAA
Rotaria sp. Silwood1 is the source of this 1002-nucleotide messenger RNA. Lineage: Eukaryota; Metazoa; Rotifera; Eurotatoria; Philodinida; Philodinidae. The record is from the annotation of a GenBank genome assembly.